GCAUCUUCUUGAAACCCAUCUCAAUUCUCUCCUCUUGACAACAUGUGUUGCAACUACUAUGGCAACUCCUGUGGCUAUGGCUCCGGCUAUGGCUGUGGCUAUGGCUCUGGUUAUGGCUGCGGCUAUGGCUCCGGCUAUGACUGUGGCUAUGGAACUGGCUAUGGCUGUGGGUAUGGCUGUCGGUUUGGCUCCCGUUAUGGCUGUGGUUAUGGAACUGGCUAUGGCUGUGGAUACAGCUCUGGCUCUGGCUACUGUGGCUACCAGCCAUUUUGCUUUAGAAGAUGCUAUUCUUCCUGCUAAAACAUCACCGGCAGAUGACCAUUUGCUUCUAAAAUGACACGUCUAAAGAUAAUGCUGAUUCAAGGAUUCAUACUCCAAGAUUUCUAUAUCCAAGAAUUAUAUGCUUGACAGAGUUUUG
Molecule: messenger RNA, 418 nt
Organism: Chlorocebus sabaeus (green monkey)
Lineage: Eukaryota; Metazoa; Chordata; Mammalia; Primates; Cercopithecidae
Product: keratin-associated protein 21-1
Source: RefSeq, a predicted model, not a curated record